AUGGCUGCAAUAGGUAUGCCACCACAUAUAUUAGCAUUAUUUGCUGCACGUAAACCAUUAGAUCCAUUCCCUGCAUUUAAAUCUAAACAUCCAAGACGUUAUAUAGGACUAAGCGACUACGUAAAAAAGUUUGAGUUAACUCCUCCUCCAGCCCCAAUUCCCUUUGAGUCUCCUCGUCAACGUAAGCAGCGUAUAAAAAGAACAAAGUUACUGCAACAUUUACAGCAGCAGCAGCAAUUAGUUGAACUAUAUAAACCUCUACAAGAUAAAAAUAUACAAGGUGAUCCUUUUUGUACAUUAUUUAUUGGUAAAUUAAGUUAUGAUACAACAGAGAAGAAAUUAAAAAGAGAAUUUGAGGUGUAUGGACAGAUAAAAAGAAUAAAAAUAAUUACUAAUAAAGAAGGUAAAUCAAGAGGAUAUGCAUUUAUUGAAUAUUUUAAUGAUAAAGAUAUGAAGGAAGCAUACAAGAAAGGAGAUGGUACUAAGAUAGAUAAUAAAAGAAUAUUAGUAGACGUAGAGAGAGCAAGAACUGUACCUGGUUGGUUACCAAGAAGGCUAGGAGGAGGAAGGGGGCCCCCUAGGGGUGCAGGAAAAAAUCAGCCAGAUCUAAGUACAUUAGUUGCACAAAUUAAUAAUCCUAAUAAUAAUAAUAAUAAUAAUAAUAAUAUUAAUAAGGAUAAGGAGAGGGAUAAGGAGAAGGAUAGGGAGAGGGAGAAGGAGAGGGAUAGGGAUAGGGAUAGGGAUAGGGAGAGAGAGAGGGAGAGGGAUAGGGAUAGGGAUAGGGAUAGACAUAGGGAUAGGGAUAGAGGAGGAGAUAGAGGAGAUAGAAGAAGGAGGAGUAGGAGUAGGAGUAGAGAAAAAAGAAGGGAUGAUAGGGACAGAGAUAGGAGACGUUAA
Eimeria maxima is the source of this 897-nucleotide messenger RNA. RefSeq names its product U1 small nuclear ribonucleoprotein, putative. Gene Ontology annotation, molecular function: mRNA binding; U1 snRNA binding. Bases 1 to 897 code for a protein of 298 amino acids. The transcript is spliced from 2 exons. Gene Ontology annotation, biological process: mRNA splicing, via spliceosome. NCBI's taxonomy places the organism in Eukaryota, Apicomplexa, Conoidasida, Eucoccidiorida, Eimeriidae. The record is from RefSeq and is a predicted model, not a curated record. Gene Ontology annotation, cellular component: U1 snRNP; U2-type prespliceosome; precatalytic spliceosome.